Amphiprion ocellaris (clown anemonefish) is the source of this 6357-nucleotide messenger RNA. RefSeq names its product cardiomyopathy associated 5 (gene cmya5). Lineage: Eukaryota; Metazoa; Chordata; Actinopteri; Pomacentridae. The coding region runs from base 22 to 5544 and encodes 1840 amino acids. The record is from RefSeq and is a predicted model, not a curated record. Gene Ontology annotation, molecular function: protein binding. The transcript is spliced from 14 exons.
GAUCUGGAGGAAAUUACCAAGAUGGAGGAAUGUGAGAGUCUCGACACGGAGAUGACAGAGCUGCAGGAGUUUCAGUGUGAAACUUCAGAUGCCAUCAGCCAGGACGAUGAAGACGAAGUGGAAGAGCUACAGAACAGUCUGCGAGAAGUUGUCCAGGACCAGUCGGUGAAGCCCAAACUCCAGUGCCUGAUGGUGGAUCCAUCGUUCUCAAUGGUAACAGUCCAGAGUGAGGACAGUGGUAUUGUUUGGGAGACGGCCUCUAGCCGCUGCUCUACUCCCUGGGCCUCCGAGACCAGCUCCACCUCUGAAGCUUACAGCAUGGAGGGCUCUGGAACAGCAGGAAAGAUCACCAUUGUCUUUGACGAGGAGAAAAUAGUCCGCAGGAGGACAAGGUCUGGAGGACGUAGCAGCAGGCUGGGGGACAGGCUGAGCCGACCUGGAAGUUCAAGAUCGGCUUCAGUUCUGGGAGUGGAGAGACCAGAGAUGGCUGAGGUUUCUCUUCCCAACGUCAAGCAGGAGAAAACUAAAACGGAACCAGACUUGGAGGAAAUAAAAAGCAAAGAUCAGCAGCUGUUUAGUUUGAUUUCAGAGGGUUAUGAGAUUCUCAACAUAAGAGUUCCCUCCAAACUUCCCACCGUGGAUGAAGAGGAGAGUACCGAGCUGCAGGACAAUUUGUCUUAUCUGGACCAGACUCCAAAGAUCAGGUCCCGAAACCACAAUGGCUGGACACAGCAACAGAAUCACAUCCUGCAGGUGGAGGAGGAGACACAAGAGUCCUCGAAGCAAGAUUCUUCUCAACCACCGGCAGCCACAGAGCCCAGCCCUACUGAAAAAGAGAGCACCAGUGACAUAGACUAUUUUGAGAAGUUCACUCUUUUGGAUGAGGUGGUUCCUGGAGAACAAGCACCAGAGCCACAGGAGGAGGCAGAACAGACUGCAGCGAAACCACAAGCAGAGGAGCAAAAACCUGCUAAGGAGGCAGCAACAGACAGCCCCUCUGCAUCCGAAGACUCUUUCGUAUUUGUUACAGAUGUGGAGAUAGUUGGAGAACAUCUGGAUGAGGUCUUCUAUGGAGAGGGAGCUCCCCCUGAGCGCAAGGAGGAAGACGAGGGGGAGGGAGGGAGGACGAGAACAAGACGAGAGAGCAAGAGAUCAACCAUGGAGAGUGGUUCAGUGUUGUUUGGGACUGAAGAGACCAUUCUCACUCCCAUCUAUAUCUCCCCUGGACCACCUAAGAUCAUUGACCCCAUCCUGCUGGAGGAGCCCACUGCCAUGUCCUUCAUGUACUCAGACCUUUACGAGGAUGCUAUGGGUGAGAGGAGGAGGAGCGAUGAGGAAUAUUCUGAACCAGAGAGCGUGACAUCUGAGAAGUCUUACAGGAGACGUAUGUCAGAUUCAGAGGAGGCUGACGGGUACCUGGAGAAGUUCAUUUUAAAAGAUGAAACUCCCACAGUGGAUGUUCAAGCAGAGACAAUGGAGGAUAAAGGUGAAGGGAGGAUGAUGUGGCCACAGAGUAAAUUUGAUAUGACAGGAUGUCUAGUAAGAGUAGCUGAAGAAGAUGACAAGGAAAAGACAGAAGCACAGGAACCGAAGACUCAGGAGGCAGAGGAACCAAAGAUCCAGGAGGUCUGUGUUGGAGAUCAGUGCGAAGGUCUACACUCAGAAGUGUUUGAAGAGAAAAGGGAAAUCAUUGCAGAAACAGACAAAGACAAGGAAGACAUACAGCUCUCCAUGGUGGCUGAUGAAGUUGCAAAAGAUCCAAUUCAGGAAUCUACACCAAUGCAGGAACAGAUGGAGGCUCAACAAGUGAGAGAUGACGUGAAAAUGGAGCAGACGGAGCCUUCUGAGCUUAGCACAGAAAAAACACUUUCUGGAACUCACCAGGUGGACAGUAAAGUAGAGGAAACAGAGGAAAAAAUAAGUAAACAAAGUGGUAUUGAAACUGAACGGCCAUUUGAGACACAAAAAGUGACAGAGAAAAUGGCUGAAGUGCUCGUAGUGACAACAGACAAGACGGCAGGGACAGAACCUGUGAGCAGUGAGGAGCCUCCAGUAGUCACUAAACCUGAAAUACAACCAGAAACCACUGAACAGAGUUUGUCUGAGGAGGCAGUGACUGACACCAAGAUGGUGGCUGCUGAUGAGGAACCAAUAGAAGAAGCCAAAACUGAAGUUGAAGUGAAAGAACCUGAGACAGCGAGGCAGGAAAUGCUCUCCCCAGCCGAACCCUCCAGUGAAAUAGAGACAUCGGCUGAAAUAUCACCAUGUGAGGGACCUGAAGCAGAAGAAGUUGCUCCUGAAGAUGUUGCACCUGUCGAGGUGAUCACUGACUGUGACUGUGGAGUGCACACCGUGGUGGAGGUGACUGAAAAAGCAGUAAAUGAAAAAGAGAUUCAAACUCAAGUUCAGAUCGAUCUUCAGGAAGCCACAAUCAUUCAGACAACUGCUGUUUCAACAGCAGCCCCUGAAGAAGAAAAAGAAUCUGAAUCUCUUCCAGAGGAACCAACUGCUGAGAACAAGUUGACUAAACGUGUAUCUGAGGCCGCUGGUCAGCAGUUCGAGGUUAAAACAGAGAUUUCUGGUGAAGUAACUGAACCUGUGAUGCCAGAAGAAGUCAAGACAGAUUUAGAUAUGAAACAUGAUGAAAUCCUUGAAGCUGAACAGCAGCACCGAGAGAUGACUGACUGUGGAUCAGAAACAACAAUAACAGAAACCAAAUCUAAAACUCCUGGUCAGGACAAGGUGAAUGUAGGUGAUGAGUUAAUCCUCCUCGUCCCCAAAGGACAAGCUGUUGAGAUGGACAUAGAGAUCAGUAAAUGGUCGGAGGAGAUUACAGAAGACACAGCAGCUCUGCCUGAACCCGAGAGUACAUGUGAACUUCAAGCACCACUGGAAGAAAAAAAGAUAGAACCUGAAAUGGAAACUGAACCAGAAGCUGUUGUAACUGAAAAAGAAUUACCCCAAAAUGAUUUGGACACAGAGUACUCACCAUCUGCACCUGUGGAGGAGGCUGACACAGACAAGCAAAUGGUGGAGGACCUAGAGGAAGACAAAGUUGUCUUUUCUCCGCUGAGGAGCUUUAGUCCUCUGGAGGAUUUAUCUGGUCUGCAUGGAGAGGACAUAGAGAUGAGUAAAUGGUCGGAGAAGAUUACAGAAGACAUAGCAGCUCUCCCUGAACCCGAGAGUACAUGUGAACUUCGAGCACCACUGGAAGAAACAAAGAUAGAACCUGAAAUGGAAAGCGAACCAGAAACCAUUGUAAUAGAAGAAUUACCCCAAAAUGUUUUGGACAGAGAAUACUCAAUACCUGCACCUGUGGAGGAGGCUGACACAGAGGAGCAGAGGGUGGAGAGGGACCUAGAGGAAGACAAAGUCGUCUUUUCUUCACUGAGGAGUUUUACUCCCCUGGAGGAUUUAUCUGGGCUGCAUGGAGAGGACAUACAGUCAGAGGAAGCAGAUUUGGAACAAAAGCCUGAGAUGCACAAGAUGGAAGAUGAACCAGAAACAAGCAUUAUUGAAGAGGAUGUAGUUCCAUAUGUUGAAAAGCACAGUGAGGAUCUAGAGCAAAAGAUGGAGCAGGAUGAGGCAGCUCCAGAGGCUUCAGAGGUGCCUGUGGAUGAGCUGGAAUAUGAAAUAAUAUCUGAGCAGGAAUCAAAAGAGAUACCAGAACCUGAAACAUUGAGAGAGCUAAUACCUGAAUCUGAUAAAAAGCAAGAAGACCAGAAGAUGGAGAUGGAGUUCGAGGAGGACAAGAAGGAAGAUCUUUUCUCAGAGGAAGAGCUAAUCGAGGCCGACUAUGAAAUAAUCGACGCAGAUGAGGAGAAUCAGGCCCGACUGGCUGCUGAGCUGCAGGGGAUGGACUGGUUCUGUGUCACAUGUGGAUGUCUGCUGUCAGAGGAGGACUGUGAGGCUGGAGAGCAUUGCAGCCAUGAGGUGAUGGCUGUGGACAAAGUCUAUGAGGAAAUCAAGGAGAAGCUGAGUGGCUGGAUCUCAGAGCUUCAGGAGAGAUCAGAGAACAUCGAGGACUUGGUGUCUGAGCUGGAGCUGGCCUACAACUCUGUAGAGGACCAGUGUGUGGAGAGCGAGGCAGCGAUGCAGGCACAGAAUGAGGAGAUGAUGGCUCUGGUGAUGGAGCAGUACAACAACAUGUCCGUCAGCAUGGAGGAGGAGAAGAAGACCAAGUUGGAACAGCUCUACGACCAGAUCGUCUCCUUCCAGGAGAGCAUCGACUCCGCCAAGGCUACUCUGGAGACCACGGCCAGAGAGGCUGAGACUGAUGCACGGUCACCUGAAGACAUUCAUGAAAGACUCAAAGCAGCUCUGGAUGCAGCCUUGUCACUGGAGCUGGGUCCCAAAGGACUGCUGGUGUUCGAGGACUACGCCAAGGCCAAUACUUCCAGCUCGAACCUCGCACAGCGCAAAGGAAUCCCAGUGCCUCAGAGACCCACCCUGCAGGCCCAGGAGCCAGGAUCAGCCGCCAGCACCAGUGUCACUGUUUACUGGAAAGUCAACCCUGGAGAUAUCAUAGACUGCUUCCAGGUCUACUGCAUGGAGGAUCCACAAGGAGCUGUGUCAGAGGAGUACCGCGUGACAGUGAAGGAGAGUUACUGCGUCCUGGAGGAACUGGAGCCUGACAAGAUGUACAAGGUGUGGGUGAUGGCUGUCAACUAUACAGGCUGCUCUCUGCCCAGCGAGAGACUCAUCUUCAGAACCGCUCCAUCAGUGCCAGUGAUUGACACAGAGCGCUGCACCAUCAUGUGGAAUUCAGCCACACUGAGAUGGAGCUCAGCGAAACAGACGGCCGGACAGAGUUACACUUUGGAGUACUGUCGCCAGUACGAACUGGAGGGAGAAGGUCUCAGAUCCAUCUCAAGUAUCACAGUCUGUGAACAGAAGGUUCUCCUGCAGCCCAAUGAGAAUUACCUGUUUUAUAUCAAAGCUGUGAAUGAGGCCGGUGCCAGCGAACAGAGCGAGGCUGCUCUCAUUUCCACCAAAGGGACGAGGUUCCACCUGUUGAAAGCGUCGGCUCACCCGGCUCUGGAGCUGUCAGAGAACCGGACCACCGUGCACUACACCCAGGAGGCACACAAAACUACCAUAUCGUCAGACAAACAGUGUCCAUCCAUCCUGGGGGAGCUGCUACCAGCCCAAGGACUCUACUACUGGGAGACCAUUGUGUCAGGAAGUGCUGCUUACAGGCUGGGGGUAUCGUACAGCACAGCCAAUACAAACAGCCCAUUGGGGGAAAACAACCAGUCAUGGAGUUUGCAGUGUAUUCCCACACCAUCAGGUUGCAGGUAUCAGUUACUCCACAAUCACAUCCGGUCCAGUGUGUUUGUGAUCGAGAUGCCUGAGCGAGUGGGCACACUUCUGGAUUACCAGCUUGGCCAACUAUCCUUCUACAAUGCCCAGAACGGUCAGUUGUUGGGCACCUUCAGACAGCGCUUCACCCAGCCGUGCCACCCCGCUCUGGCCCUGGAGUUACCGGGGAGCCUGGAGGUCGACAUGGUGCUGGAGGUGCCGGAGUUUACCAAGGACAGCUAGCUCUGCAGCAUCCCUCACUCACUGGAUAGUUUACAGUUCAUGUUGGACAUUUGUGGGUUUAAAUGAUCUUACUUUCUAAUGAUUAAAAUGACCACUACUGCAGAAUAAGACUAACAGCAUGAUUGGGUUUUAAUUGUCUGAGCUGACCUCAUUCAUGGGUUUGUGUGUUUUUAGAAAAAGGAACUUUGUCAGUAUACAACUAGGUUUUCUUCACAUAAACACAAGUUAAAUUUAACUCUAUUUUUGGAAACAGAAAUGGAAAAAAUUCUUGUAAAUAUCAAAAGUAGUGAAGUAAAAAUGAAUGAUGACUGUGUGAAAUAUAAGUGAACUGGAAUUGAGUAUACUGAAAUAUUUCAUGGAUGAGUUUCUUGGAUUUUGUUUUGUCAAAGGAGAAGUGAAAUGUCAUGGAUCAUUUUGUAAUUUUGACCAUAAAAUAUGGCGAUGUGACGGUUUUAUACUGUUUUGUAAAUGUUGUUUUUUUUUCUCCUUUUCUCCUGUUUCUUCAGACAGUUAGCAACGGUUUGAAAAACAUAUUGAAGUCAAACACUUGCUGUAUGAUUACUCACUUAAUAAGUAAUAAUUCAAAUCUUGUGAGUUCCUAUCUUCAAAAAUACUGUAGCACUUUUCCAGCUGUUUCAUAAUGUGAAUAGGCCUGUUUUGUGUAAAUAAUAUUUUUAAACAGAUGUGAUCCGUUUUCUGUUUUGUUAUGUGCUACUGAUGACAAAUGCAGAUCAGUUGUUUUUCUUUCCUUGUCUUGUAAACUGAUUUUCUCGUCUGAGCUGAAAGAACAUGAUUAUUUUUCUAUUUGCACAA